This is a messenger RNA of Lepisosteus oculatus (spotted gar), 4360 nucleotides long. It is a transcript of the gene chpf2, whose product is annotated as chondroitin polymerizing factor 2. The record is from RefSeq and is a predicted model, not a curated record. Gene Ontology annotation, molecular function: glucuronosyl-N-acetylgalactosaminyl-proteoglycan 4-beta-N-acetylgalactosaminyltransferase activity. Gene Ontology annotation, cellular component: Golgi cisterna membrane. Lineage: Eukaryota; Metazoa; Chordata; Actinopteri; Semionotiformes; Lepisosteidae.
ACUGCACGUUUUUUUUUUUCUUUAUUAAGAGGCCGUGCAAGUGUCUGAUUUGUAGAUUUGGUUUCAGGGAGGAAGUGCAAAAAAGGGAUUUAUUGUCAUAUGUAAAAUACACUGUUGGAGAAAGUAUGUGAGGGAGAGAGACAUACCCGGCCAGCGUACGAGGCUGUCAGUCUUGUGAGGUGGCAUCAACAGUAAAGCGAAGGCGCAGCGCUCAGCUCUGCAGGGGAUUUCUAUAGACAAUCGAGGGGAGCAGCGUAAAGGUGGAAAAAAUGUCUCAUCCACCAAAUACUGGAUUUAGUUGAAAACCAUCGUUCCCCAUGCAGGAAGAUGAGAAACUGCUCGUCGCUGGGAUUAUUAAUUAAACAAUAACACCAAAUUAAGGGAUAUCGGAAAAGCUGGUUUAAGUAUCAUUUUCAACUGGAUUUUGAACGCUUUGCACGCCAUUUUUAGGAGUUUAAUGCCAUUUAAUAUUUGUCGUCACUGAAGAUUUUUUUUCCAUUUCGCUACUGUGUCAAUUUCCCGCAUUUCGUUUGUCAGUUCCAGACUAUUUGACUUCGUUAAGUAAUAUAAUGCAAAUAAGUUGGACUUGAACAGCAUAACUCUUGCUUAUCGUCCUGAAAAAGAUUAGUUUUAUAUACGGCGUAUGUAUCGUUUAUUGACAAAUGUACAAUCAUUUUGUUCUCGGUGAUAAUGAUUGUAUGUAUGGAUAGACGCUUUACUGCAGACACGUUAAACUCGUUGUGUUCUGCGAAGUAUCCAUUGGUGUUAGAGUGGACAGGUUAUAACCGCAAAAUAAAAAUGAUCGGUGGUGCUCAACGGUAAUUGGAUACAUUCUCGACUAGUCAUUUUAUUAUAACGGCGGAUGUUGGGAACUUCGCAUACUGAUAACGAUAGUUGACGUUUCUUGAAAACAAAUGACACUGUUUAUUUCCGUAGUUUUUAUUGACAUUGUAACAUGUCACAAAACGAUGCUGUAGUCCUCGCUAUUUUAUGUAUUUAGUUAACCCUACAGUGUUGUUGAGUCAUAAAAUCGUUAGUGCGCUUAUGAAAAUUAGUUUUUUUUUUCAAUUCGGAAGGCAAAUUGCUAUUUGCAAUCGCGUGUUAAUACAUGAUCGAAGAUUUUGCUAGAAAGUAAGAAAAUAAAACUAAGAUGAAACUAUUUCAAUCUUAGAUCCAAACAUCUGCGUUCAGUUCUUCUUGGCAGUUUCCUGCAGUUUCUUCUUGGCAGUAAGAAUGUGCCCAAGGCAACGGUUUCUUUUACUUAGAUGUCGAAACAUCAUACAGUGUAAGCAAAAGACUUAAUAAACUUGAUUUGUUUUAUAAUUGAAGUCAAAUAACUUGUUUUUCCUCGACAUUAUUCCAGAACAAAUUCUGGAUCUGAGAACGACUGUGCGUUGGCUUCAAGUUAAGACUCUGAAACUGACGGUUGUCUUUAAUAAAAACCAGCAAAAUAAACGAGUUUUGAUGGAACAAGAAACAAAAACAACAGCUACAAAACAAUAAGAUAUGUUCUGACUGAAGCUGAACAAACCGUUGUUACUUGAAAUUAUUUUUUUAAUAUUUAAAAAUUGCGUCAACCUCUGCCAUUUUUCAUUUUUUCCCCUAUUUUAAAUGACUUUUCUAAUGAGCACCCUUAUUUGAAAACAUCAAAAGGGUUUUUUUGUAUUACUUUUUUUUUUGUUUGCUCUCAAUCUCGGAGCCUUCUCUGCGUGUGCCAUGCGUCUGUCCUCCUUACUUGCCUUAUUCAGGCCUGCGCUACCUUUGAUCCUGGGGCUUUCCCUGGGCUGCAGCCUGAGCCUGCUCAUGGUGUCCUGGAGCCAGGGCGAUGCAGACGAGCCUUGUGGAGAAGAAAUGAGAAUCGGUGGGCUGUUUCCUGGUAGCCAGAGAGGGAACCCCAAAGGCAGCAACGGGGCCGAAGCUGGAAAUGAAGACUUCCAGCCACGCAUUGUGCCGUACCACAAAGACCCCAACAAACCUCAUAAGAAAGUCCUCAGAACACGGUACAUUCACACGGAGCUGGGGAUUCGAGAGCGCCUCCUGGUGGGCAUCCUGACCUCGCGCGCUACUCUGAACACGCUGGCAGUGGCAGUGAACCGCACGGUGGCGCAUCACUUCCACCGCACCUUCUUCUUCACGGGCCUGCGCAGCCCCAAGCUGCCCCACGGCAUGGCGGUGGUCGCUCACGGUGACGACCGGCCCGUCUGGCUGAUGUACGAGACGGUGCGGCACCUGCACCAGCAUUUCGGUGCCGACUACGACUGGUUCUACCUGGCCCAGGAUGACACCUACACCCAGGCCGAGCGGCUGAACGAGCUGGUGGGGCACUUGAGUGCCGGGCAGGACCUGUACAUGGGCCGGGCCGAGGAGUUCAUUGGUGGGGAGGAGCGUGCGCGGUACUGCCAUGGCGGAUAUGGCUACCUGCUGUCCCGCAGCGUGCUGUCCCGCCUCCAGCCCCACCUGGACACCUGCCGCAACGACAUCCUGAGUGUGCGGCCUGAUGAGUGGCUGGGCCGCUGCAUCAUCGACUACCUGGGGCUCAGCUGUGUGGAGGUGCACCAGGAGAUGCAGUACCGCUACUUUGAACUGGGGAAGAAUGCUGACCCGGAGCGCGAGGAGAGCCCGGAGUUUAAAAACGCCUUCACCGUGCAUCCUGUGUCGGAGCCAGGCCUCAUGUACCGUCUUCACAAGCGCUUCAGCCAGAUAGAGCUGGACAUGACCUACCUGCAGAUACAGCAGCUGCAGGUCCAGAUCAACAACCUGAGUGAGCUGACACCAGAGGGAAAGGCUGGUGCCACAUGGCCCAUUGGGAUCAACCCCCCCUUCAAGCCCAAGACGCGCUUUGAAGUCAUAAACUGGGACUACUUCACUGAGGAGCACAUCUACUCGUGUAUCGACGGGUCGCCCAAGUGCGAGCUGCAGGGGGCGGACCGGGCAGACGUCAGCGCAGUCUUGGAGACGGCAGUGGAGCAGCUGAACGAGCGCUACCAGCCUCUCGUGCGCUUCCGCAAACACCGCUUGCUGAACGGAUACCGGCGUUUCGACCCCACGCGAGGCAUGGAGUAUACCUUGGACCUGGCACUGGAGGCCUUCACCCAGAAGGGCCACAGCCAGGUGAUCGCCAAGCGCGUGGAGCUGCUGCGGCCCCUGAGCUCCAUUGAGAUCAUCCCCAUGCCCUAUGUGACUGAAGCCACACGCGUGCAAGUCAUCCUGCCUGUCACCGCCCGAGAGCAGGACUAUGUGAGCAACUUCCUGGACAUGUAUGUGAUGAACGCUUUGGACACACAUGACAAUGUGCUGCUCACCUUCCUCUUCAUCUAUGACCCCUUUGAUGCCCAGAGGGUCAGCCAGGCUGACAUCUUUGCGGGGAUCAAGUCCAUGAUUGGAGAGGUGGAGAAGCGCUAUGCUGACGUCAAGAUCCCCUGGAUCAGUGUGAAGACAGAGGUGCCCUCCCAGGUCAAGCUGAUGGACAUCAUCUCGAAGAAACACCCCGUGGAUACCCUUUUCUUCCUGGCUAGCGUGUGGACUGAGGUCAACGCUGACUUCCUAAACCGCUGCCGCAUGAAUGCCAUCAGCAAUUGGCAAGUGUUCUUCCCCAUCCACUUCCAGGAGUACAGCCCAGCCAUCGUGUACCGUGAUCAGCAGCCCUCUUCCGCGUCCUCUUUUGCUGCUGAUUCCCUGAAGGAUGGGCGCUUCGACCGGCACGUCUUCGAGGAAGCCUGCUUCUACAAUGCAGAUUACAUGGCUGCCCGCACCAAGAUGGCAGCCGACAUCCUGGACAAUGACGAGAUGCUGGAGAGCAUGGAUGUGUACGAGAUCUUUGUGCGUUACUCCAGCCUGCACGUCUUCCGUGCUGUUGAGCCCGCACUGGUGCAGAAGUACGUGCGCCGUGUUUGCAACCCCCGCUUCAGUGAAGACAUCUAUCACCGAUGCGUGCUGAGCAACCUGGAGGGGCUGGCCUCCCGCUCUCACCUGGCCAUGGCUCUCUUUGAGCAGGAACAGGCCAACAGUACUUGAUGCCUAUGGGUCUGUCUCUGACUGGGAAACAGAAAAUGACUGAUUGGAGGAUCAGAGUAGGUAAUGAGCCUUUUUAUAAGGUUAACGCCUAAAUAAUCAAGUUAAUAAUCAAGUUAAUUAACUUGCCAUGCUUGUGAAUUUUGAGUUGAAGAAACUGUGAGACAGUGUUCGUCUUCUGUCUCCCUAGAAGGAGUUCAUAGAGGAAAAAAUAAACCGCAGAAAGUCUCUGUGCGGUUUAACUUUGAAAACAACAGAGGUUGGUUCAAUAUGUUUUUUCCUUACAUUUGACUCUUGAUUUUAUAGAUGUACAGAUGGAAUAAACUUAAUAAAAACACAUGGAACUGAA